GACAAUCCCUCGAGCCUGCAGCAAUCUUUUCACCGACCACGCUGAAUCUGGUGAAGUAGAGGAGGGAUUCUGCAGAAAGGGUGGGAGACGUUCCGACCAAUGGGGACUUCGAGGGACACGUGUCGCGCCCCAACUUCAAAAAUAAAAGGCCACUUCGGCCCGACAGUACUUAUCCUGCACUUGCUCGGAUUAACACUUUGGAUACUUCUCAGAACUGGAUUAAGUUAGCGAUGAUGCACAUGUUUGAUUUUAUCAAAGAAGAGUGGAGCAAGGAUGAUCCGCAUGAGAUAAAAGAAGAAUGGUCGAAUGACGAGUACGUGUAUAUGGACGUAAACAGUACAUACAUCACACUGCCAGAGGACAAUGUAUUCAUCAGGGCUGACAGUGUCGACAGCGGUCUGCCUGACGAGAACAAACUCUUUGAGGAUGACAAAAACGUUUACUUUGGGCACCUUACAUGCAGAGAUUAUGCAGAUGAAAACUCGACCAUUGAUAAUUCAGUGGUGAUAUGCAACGAUCAUGAACUACUCCAGACUCACCUUCCGACGAAAGUGAAUGAGGUCGCAAGCUACCACAUCAACCAGGAGACGGGAGAGUUGGUCGAAGAAGAAGAAGAUGAAGGUGUUGAAGAAAAAAGCCUCGAAGCUGCCUUAGAGUGCAGGUGGGAGGGCUGUUACUGGCUGUUCCAAACUCAGCAGGACCUGGUUCGUCAUAUCGAGAGCCAGCAUGUUGAGCGUGCGAGGAAGAGCGACGAGUACCCAUGCCAGUGGAAAGAUUGCCCGAGGAGAUAUCAGCCCUUCAAUGCCAGAUAUAAGCUUCUUAUACACAUGAGAGUACACUCUGGUGAUAAACCCAACAAAUGCAGCUACCCAGGCUGUUCGAAGGCUUUUUCUAGAGUUGAAAAUUUAAAAAUCCACCAAAGAUCGCACACCGGUGAAAGGCCUUACAUCUGUCAAUUUCUGUCGUGCCGAAAGGCUUUCAGCAACAGUUCAGACAGAGCAAAACACCACAGGACUCACAUUAAUCUGAAACCUUAUGUUUGUCAUGCCAAAGGUUGUGGCAAGAGGUACACAGACCCAAGCUCGCUGAGGAAGCAUGUGAAACUGCACUAUCAAGUCAUCCCUGGUCCAAAAAAGCUGAUGGCUAGUGAACCCAUCGUUACGGCAGAAGAACUUCAAUCCAGAGGCCUGAAGAACACUUUAAUCUUUGCGAAGGAGGCCAAAGAAGUGGACAAUUCGUGGAGUCAGAAUUUUGACUGCUCAUUAUUUAGCCCGGAGGAUUCCAUGUCUGACAUGAUUGACUCCGAUGUUGAACGCGAGCUGUUGGAAGAUUUCAAUGAAACUUCUGAAGACCUGCUACCGCUUUACGGUGAUGUGUUUCGAGACAUCAGUUUUUGAAAAAUUGUACAGCCAGCCGGCACAGAAAUGAUCUCAACUGUAAAUUAUAUGAUCUCAAAUAACUAUGAUGGAAUCCGAGGGGGUUUCCAAUCUGUAUAUAGUGUUAAUGUUAUUUUUUGUAUA
Molecule: messenger RNA, 1520 nt
Organism: Cimex lectularius (bed bug)
Lineage: Eukaryota; Metazoa; Arthropoda; Insecta; Hemiptera; Cimicidae
Product: zinc finger protein GLI1-like
Exons: 9
Coding region: 231-1397 (388 amino acids)
Biological process (GO): regulation of transcription by RNA polymerase II
Cellular component (GO): nucleus
Molecular function (GO): RNA polymerase II cis-regulatory region sequence-specific DNA binding; DNA-binding transcription factor activity, RNA polymerase II-specific
Source: RefSeq, a predicted model, not a curated record